CAUCCCAACUCCUCGACGCGUCUGAACCUGUACAAUGGCUGUAGUUGUCCACUGCCAGAACUCGUAUAUGCCGCGCUGCUCCAUGAAAGAUCUUGUCCUGCCUCCCAACUUCACGCUGCCCAGUCUCUCGCUCGUCAGGGAGCAAGCCGAACAAGCUCAAAAAGAUAUGCGCGACGCUCGCGAUCCUUUAUCCCCAGACUUUGUGGACGUACCUUCAGGGAUCAUGCGAGUCCGCCAUGCUUUGUACCUCGCACGACAGUUCUUGCACCUCUUCAAAUUUGCCGUAUACUGCCAUAUAGAUGAUAUUCCCGACGAUCUCUUGCCCGAGUGCAUCUGGGCAUGCGAACGCUUUGUUGAUGCUAUCAAUAUGUCUACGCUGGAGGGUGUCCAGGUUAUGACUCCAGAGUUGCUGCCAACGGGCAGUACAGACCAAGCCGGUAUGAAGGUGCCAGGUCCUGAUCUGCGCUACCUUCUCGUCCAAAAUACGCGCGAGAAGGCCCUUUGGAUGUAUUUGCAGCCAGAAGUGGACAAACCCGUCGAAAGUAUCCGACUCUACAACGCGAUGCAUAAAACGAACGAGGAGAUCCACAAGAUGACUCUGGAGGACCACCUGGCAGUCCCGGGGGCGCUGUACGCAUAUGCCACCGCCCUCGCUCGGGCGCGCACUGAUGACGGCGAGGCGAAGAAGUUGCUCCUCAGAGCCGCCAGCCCCGCAUCUGGCUUGGACGUGAGAUACACGGCGCAGUGUAAAGCAUAUCUCGCGCGAGUUCUGCGGCGGCUGGGAGAGGUAGAGGAGGCAAAGAAGCUGGAGAAGUGGUGCAUCAAUUGGUUCAAGAAGAACCCUUUCGGGGUGGACGACAGGACACUGAUAACCAUGUUCACGACGGACCUGGAUCCACGAACCGACCCUGUUUUACUGGGUCUUGGUGGCAGCAAAUGGCUCGAAGGUCGCAAGCAGACUCUCAAGACGCAGGACCGCCUCGGUCGGCUUUGUCGCAACUGCAAUAAAAGAGAACCGCAGGUCAAGCUCAUGCAAUGUUCCCGCUGCAAGCACAUGUACUAUUGCUCUCGAGAAUGCCAAGUCGCAAAUCACAAAUAUCAUAAGGACUUCUGCAAAGACAUGGCCAACAGUAUGGCACGCGCCGCCGAGCUCAAGGCCUCCGGAAAGACAGAAGAUGCACGUCGCGCUGAAAGAUGGACAGAAUUCCAGAAACUCAAUGGCCACCCCGCCGAUACCACACUGCUCGUCAGUGCGCUUGGAUUGCACCGCGAUCUGAGCCGCUCCCGCACGCACAUAGUUAUCCGCGCCGUCGAACACCAGCCGCGUGCCAAGCAUCCGUUCGACUACUUCAGGUUCACCUACGUCGGCGUCUUCAAAAUGGAGGACGUCUAUCCGGAAAUUGAGGGUGCCAUGGCCUUGAGACCGGGGGAAGGGAGGCAGUGGAUCGGGGAAAUGCUCGAAGAAUUCGACGCUACACAGACGGGGACCAAAUCGUUCUUCCCGAUAUUCCACUUGUCGUUCUCGCCAGAUCGCGAACACGUCCCGGCAUGGUUAGCUCAUGGUGGCAUGUCCAAAGGGGCCCUCGAUACACUGCCUUACGACCCUUAUUGGCGCCAGAAGAUCAACAGAUUGGGCAGCCCCCCUAAGCAAAUUGCCCCUCUAUUCGUGAGGAAGGGCAUUCAGGACGCAGAACACAUAUUUUAGGGUUCCUUGCAAUUGGGUGGAAACAGACGCUCAAGAGUUUUCUUGCUACUUCGUGGGAUCGGUGCCGUGUACGAGGGCUCCGGGGUUAUGCCAGACCCGGUGGCCUGUGGGAGCUCAGUUGCGAUCUUGGGAGCAUACAGGAAACGGCGUACCAGUCUGCGUGUCGUAUAAUACCUUGGGCGGGUUCUUCGCACCAACCUCGUCGGUCUGCUCCUUCGUCGUAAGGAGAUCGACCACCUCGCCAUACUGGCGCC
Schizophyllum commune H4-8 is the source of this 1959-nucleotide messenger RNA. RefSeq lists its product as uncharacterized. The record is from RefSeq and is a predicted model, not a curated record. NCBI's taxonomy places the organism in Eukaryota, Fungi, Basidiomycota, Agaricomycetes, Agaricales, Schizophyllaceae. The transcript has 13 exons. The coding region runs from base 35 to 1705 and encodes 556 amino acids.